CUCUUUGGAAGGCCAUCUGAAUGAACAUUCUAUGGUACCUUUUUCUUUUGCUUUCUUUAUCCAUAUCUUUGUCGUUAUUUUUGUUGAUGAGCCAUAGAUGACUUGGAAGCAGAAUGUUGUGAUUCACCACCCAACUCUGUUCCUUUAUAUACUACCAAAAUGCAAGUUUUUCUCCACCAGUGAAAGUCAUUCAUCUUCUCCUCUGGCCUUGGAGAACAUUUGGGUCUUGUAGUCUAAGACAAGAGAAACAGGCUUUUCAAAUAGGAAGCUUGAGCAGAUUGAAUCUGUAUUCAUCCAAUAUGAAGAACCAAUUUCCAGAUCAUGUCGUCGGAAUUCCGGUGUCUUAUUCAGUUGAGAAAUCAGCAGAGAAACAUACUACUGUAUCAGAAACUGCUAGCCCAUAUUUUAUUUCCACUCCUUCAAAGGAGUCUCCCAGAUCCAAACAAUAUAGAGUUGACACACUGAUAGAAUGGAUCAACAAGCUGGGAAAAAAGGCUGAUAGUUUCACACAUGGAGUUCGUGAGCAUGUUAGAUUGGCGCCCAAGGUAUCUGCAACUGUGAAGGGAAAAUUGAGGUUGGGAACCAGAAUUCUUCAAGAAGGUGGUGUUGAGAAGUUAUUCAAGCAGAUCUUCAAUGUUAAAGAAGGAGAGAAGCUAUUGAAUGCUUCCCAAUGUUAUUUGUCAACAACAUCUGGUCCUAUUGCAGGGCUCCUCUUUAUCUCCACUGAAAAUGUUGCCUUCUGCAGUGAGAGAUCUCUUAGAUUCACUCUGCCAACACAACAGUUGAUUAGAACACCUUACAAGGUCAUGAUUCCAUUACAGAAGAUAAAGGGAGCCAACCAAAGUGAAAAUGUGCAAGAUCCAAAACAGAAGUACAUUCAAGUAGUUACUGUGGAUAAAUUUGAGUUCUGGUUUAUGGGUUUUCUAAAUUAUCAGAAAGCUUUCAAGUAUAUUCAACUGGCCAUCUCUCAAUCUUAAGUGAGUCAGUUCUGUGUCAUUAUAACAAGAGAAAUUGAACUUUCCUGCCAGGAAUUCAGCCAAGGUUAAAGUAUCAUGUACAUAUUUCUUGAAUCUGGUAAGGGGUGACUACCUUCAUGGGUGUUGAGAAGUGAUCCUAAAGGGUCACCCAGAUGAUGGUGAAGAUUUGAGAGGGUAAAGAAAGGAGGAGGAAUUGAUCAACUCCCCAUCCUCAAGAGAAUUCAAGCUAUAUAAGGCCCCCAUGAGAGAUUGAAGCACAGAAGAAAAACUUAUUUAAACCUCAUGAUCUGAUGUUUUAGAGGAGAAGGCCAUUUGAAAGCUCUUCUUGAUGCAUCUUGCAAUUGCUUACACUGGCUCUGGUAUAUCUUGAAGGUUCACAAUGAAGCUAGUCUCAAGGUCCGGAAUCUAAACCCACAUCAUAGCAUCUGUAAAGCGUGAAGAUUUCAGAGAGUUCUCAAUCCCCAACCAGAGAAACAUCAUGUGGUUCUCAAUCGGUGCAAAAGAGAAUGGAGGUCCAAUUCCGAUUAAUUUGUACAUUCUCCAUACAAAUGAUGGUUAUUGGCUGCAAAGGUUAGAGAUCAGCUAUGUUCCUGGGAGAUUUGGGUUGAUACAGAGUCUUGCUGAGAUGGAAUUGUCAUACAGAUUUAAAUAGCCAUGAUUGAAGAAGCAUCAAGAAUCCAUAUUACUGAAGUUGUCAAAUACCUGUAAAUGGUUCCUGGAACCACCUCUCAUUUUGCUUCUCUUCUUGUAAAUGCCAACUUUAUUCACAUAAAUUCAUGUAUAGAAUUUUCAUGUUUAUGUCAAUGAAUGUUAUUUCUAUAGAAAGCA
Macadamia integrifolia is the source of this 1805-nucleotide messenger RNA. Its product is annotated as putative GEM-like protein 8. The transcript has 4 exons. Bases 300 to 977 code for a protein of 225 amino acids. NCBI's taxonomy places the organism in Eukaryota, Viridiplantae, Streptophyta, Magnoliopsida, Proteales, Proteaceae. The record is from RefSeq and is a predicted model, not a curated record.